Molecule: messenger RNA, 636 nt
Organism: Echinococcus granulosus
Lineage: Eukaryota; Metazoa; Platyhelminthes; Cestoda; Cyclophyllidea; Taeniidae
Exons: 6
Coding region: 1-636 (211 amino acids)
Source: RefSeq, a predicted model, not a curated record
AUGCUGAAUAAAAGUCGCUACUAUUUAAGUAGUUUCACUUUAUUUGUAAAUGAAACUUAUAUUGUGUUUUUUUUCGGUGUCUUAUUUUUUGAAGCUAUGACCAGUAAACGCAAAAUUGAAAGUGCGAAGACACUGAAGGCUCAAUUGGUUGCUUUUAAUACCAGUGCCACUUCGUACUCCAAAAUAUUAUCAGCAUGUUGUUCAAUGUUAUGUGUUUUACAAGGCACGAAAUUUUACAAGCCAGACCAGCGAAAUAAGAUUUAUUGUUUUAACCUGAGAACCUGUAUUUGUUUGAUUCAAAGUUCAACAACCUUACUGCGUAAGGUGAUCGUCACUUCAACCUACAAUAAACAUUUCAGCAGACCAGUAAAGUUCUCCACAUAUUUAUAUAUAAAUGAUCAGAUUCUGAUGAAUCUUAGUCUCGAGCUUAAAGGUGCACCUGUUUCUUUCCUAACGGCAACAGAAUCGCACUGGGAAAGACGCAAAGAUAACUACAAACAACUUUGUCACGGUUCAUGCAUCGUAUCAACUAAAACCUUUGAAAAUCUCAGCUGGAUAAAUGAUAUUCUAAAAAGUUAUUUUAUAAUAGCCCUCACUUUGCCUAAACGUUACAAUAGAUUAAAUCUUCAAAUAUAG